Rhineura floridana is the source of this 2434-nucleotide messenger RNA. RefSeq lists its product as uncharacterized. The record is from RefSeq and is a predicted model, not a curated record. The transcript has 6 exons. Lineage: Eukaryota; Metazoa; Chordata; Lepidosauria; Squamata; Rhineuridae. Bases 143 to 1201 code for a protein of 352 amino acids.
CGGGAUUUGCGUCAAGGAGCUCUGAGCCCUUCCUUGCCCUGCAGAGAAAGGGCCCUUUCCUUCCUAGGGAGGCGAGAAGCGCAGGUAGCCUGGAGGAUUCAGUCCCUUUCUUGCGUUCCCCUUUCCUUCUCCCUGUGGGCGUAUGGCUCCGACACUGGUAGGUACAGCAUCUCCCAGGCUCCCGUCUUCCCCACUGCUGCGGGGCUUGGGGUCUGUGGCUCCCGUCGUCCUCCUGAUCCUGAUGCUGCUGCUCUGUUUUCCUUUUAAGAGGAAGAAACGGCAACUAUCAACCAGAACUCUUAAGAGGGACUUAAAUGCAUCAGAUCUCAUCAGCGUGACCAAACUUGAAGACAGGCUGAACCCAGAAGAGAAGCCCCUUGAAGAAGGAAAGUUGCACGAAGGUACCUCCUUGCCUGGACAUCAUGCUAAGAGGGAAACAAAUGGUUUGGCUGCACACCUUCAGCACGGAAAUGCAAACUCUCCAAAAGGCAUGCACCCAGUUAGCCAAAACCUUCAAAGGCUGGACAAGACCAGAAAAUUUGAUACGGACCAUCUGGGAGUCUUGGGACCCUCACAAGCAUCAUCAUGUCCAAACAAAACAUCUCCGAACUCGCUGCAGUUCCGGAAGCUCCCUCUGACACCGAAGGAGGCCCAUGUAUCUAGACUGGAGCCACUGAGCCAGAGCACAGAGAGCCAAGUUUAUGAAAGCAUCCGUGAUGAAGAAAGGGAGUUGCGUACCAGGGACUGGUCACAAGGGAAGGAGAGCUCUGGUUUGCCAGCCGAGAGCAGCUCAAGCUGUGUUGCAGCAGGGGAUCACUUGGCAGGCUCUGCUGAAUCAGGUCGGAAGGAUGCAAGGACUGCAGGGGCUAAUGUCAUGCCUAGCAGUGGGCCAGGGCAGCUGGCUACAGCCCUGCAGGGCAGGGUGUCACAGGGCCAGUUGUGGGAAGCUACACCCGAGGGAGAGGCUCCGGUCCAGCCCGCCUGUGACAUGGAGAAGAGGCUAAGCGCCAUGUAUGCUCGAGUGUGCAAGAGGCCGAAGGCGUCGCAGCCUGCGAACCACAGCAAGCCCACGGAGCAGGAAGAGGAAGAGCCUCCGCCCCUCCCAGAGAAGCACUUUGAGAUUAUCUAUGAGAGCCUGAACCUUGACGCCGAGAUGCAGGGAGGUGAGAUGCCAAGUGUUGGAGUCCCAGCAGAGGCAUGAACCAGGGUAGCCAUGAGGGAGGACCAGAGUGGGAAACCUUUUGAGGCACAAAAAGCAUUUCAGGAGCUGCUGGACCGUCUGCUGCUCUUCAACCUGAGAGAGCCAGUGUGGUGUAGUGGUUCAGGUGCUGGACUACGACUUGGGAGACCAGGGUUCGAAUCCCCACACAGCCAUGAAGCUCCCUGGGUGACCUUGGGCCAGUCACUGCCUCUCAGCCUCAGAGAAAGGGAAUGGUUACCCCCCUCUGAAUACCGCUUACCAUGAAAAUCCUAUUCGUAGGGUCGCCAUAAGUAGGAAUUGACUUGAAGGCAGUCCAUUUCCAUUUCCAAAGCUCACCAAUAACAAUAUUGGUCAAGGAACAAUAUCCAGUCACAUCACAUCCAAAUGUAGCCCCAAGGAUGACAUUACUACCUCCCUUGCAACCACUCUUCUCCGCCCCCCCCCAGUAUUUUAUACCUAAAUGCAAAAAAGCCAGAUGGUCCCUCAGAGUUCUUCUGGAAGCAGCUCCAUUGUGAGGGUCCCAGGGCUGGAGGGGGAGGGAAAGCAGGUGGAAACAGCGCCCCCCUGAUGGCAAAUCCAGAGUCUCUUCCCCCACCAUGGGACAUAUCUGCAUUGAGAAAUGUGCCCUCUUGCAGACUCUGCUAUGUCUUGAAAGUCUUUAAAGUAAAUGUUGCAACCGUUUUUAAGAAAUAUUUUCUGUGGAGUGUAUUAAAACAACUGCAAUGCAGCAAUCAUACAUUUUUUCUUCUUCUUUGUUUUUUAAACGUUUUGAACGGGCAAGGAAAUUCCAUGUUGCAAUCAGGUGUCGGCCCUGCAGUGACUCUGAGGGGGAGUGACUGAGAGGGACAGAGAACACAGGAAUGCCCCUGAAACCUUGGAGGCUGCCUUGGGCCAAGUCAAGCCAUCUGUCCUUGUAACUCCGUUUUCACUGCCUGGAAGUGGCUUCAGACAGGGGUCUUCCUUCCUUGCCCCACCAGAAAUGCUAGUGGUUGACCUUCACACCUUCUGCAUGCAGAAAAGAUGCUCUGCCACUGAGGUGUGGUUCUUCCCUGAGAGGGAAGAGUGAGAUGCCGCAGGAAAACAAGACACAGGCUGUUUGGGACAUAGGAAUGGAGGAGUAAUUCGAUUCGGUUUGCAUGUGGAGCUGAAUCUAUCAAAUCUGCACUUUCUAAAAUAAUAUGAGAGCUGAAACAUAGCCAUCCUUCAAAAUUUGCACCGAUCUGAAUUUUGCAA